CAUUUUAAUUUCUUAUAUUCGUUUGGGUAGCUGCCGUAGCAGUGAUGAGAGCUGUUUUGCCAUAGUCUUUUCAAAUCCGUGCAAUACCUCCUCUUUUUCAUCCAUUUCAAAAACAAAAAGCAAACUAAUGAAGCGAUAAUCCUGUACAAAAUAUAUAUUUUUUUGUAAGCUACAGUAGCUGGUUAGCCACAUAAAUAGCCUGAAACUGUUUUAGCAAGUUCUAGCAUUUUGUUUCGCGACAUCAUCAUGCACGACGAGAAAUCCAGGACGUACAUGUAUAAAUAAAUGACUCGUCUCAGCGACAGCCAAUAUCGGAGUCCCAACAACAUAAUACUAGAAAAUGACCAAAAACAAAUAUUUCAAUAUAUUUUAAGAGGCAUUUGGCUAACCCGCUAGAUUAAGGGGCUGUAAAAAUGUGUGAUUGCGCAUGCGUGCGUUUUAGUUUAUUGAACGAGACUGUUGAAAGCUUUAAAAUGUUGCAGGAAAAAGGUAUAAAGUUAUCGAACUGACAUUCAACGGCUCCUUAAUCUAUUUAAAUAUAACGUAUAUUGAUCUUUUCUGCAAAAUGCUAUUCUCUGAAACAGCGAAUCACUUCUCUACUAGAAGUGAAAAUGUGUCGGUGCCAUAUUCUGUUAAAUAAUAACAGUGCGUGACUCACUUGCCUGGAGCGAAAUAUUCAUUAUCGGAAAGACCUUUGUUACUUUCACAACAACCGCAACUGCAGAACUUGUUGAAUGCCACAUCGGCAUAACAGUGUGCUGAUAAAAAUGAAUGCACAGGAAAGAAUGUAGAACAGCAGUCUACUAUGAGGUUCAAGUGGAGACAGAGCAUCUUGCUCUUAGCAGUUGUAUGCAUUUCUGAAAUUACUGGUCAAUCAUGUGAUGGACAGUGUGGUGAAACAUGGGGGACGUGUUCAUGUCACGCUACAUGUGUGUCCCUUCUGACCUGCUGUGGAGACUACAGACAGUACUGUCUCCAGAUCUCCCCUUACUCAGGAACUAUGAUGGGUGGAAGUGUCUUCUCUAUCCUCAAUGCCACCUUCUAUCCAAGCAAGCAAGAGCAGCUCACCUGCAGGUUCAGGGGUGAGAUAGAGACAGUGGGCUACACAGACGGAGAAGGCAGAGGUUACUGUGUCUCUCCCUUACUGUUCCAGAGUGGCUGGCUUCCCUUUGACGUCUCUACAGAUGGACAGAACUUCAACAGUUCUGGAGAAUACCUGUCCGUCCACCCAAGUAAAAUGGACGCUGCAUUUAAAGUGACGCUGGUGAAUUCAACACAGUGGCAAUACUACGGCACCCCCAACACAGCUGGAACACUGAGGAUGACAUGGAACCCUUCUCUGAUUGGAAACACGGACAGAGUCAACAUAGAACUAUGGGGGUACAGAGAGGUCAAUACCUCUACUACUGAUACUACAUGGGAGGAAGAGUUGCCCCCCCUGAGGGCAGAAUGGACCUACUUAUACUCUCUCGGAAAAGGCCUAGCCAACAGCGGCAGUUUCAGCUUCACCCCCAAGUCCUCCGAGAAGCCCUACUCUGACUGGGAGGUGGGGAGUGUCAGAGUGAGCUCCAGUAUCUACUCCGAUGGAGCCAGGAACGUCAGGGCUGUGUGGAGUGGGGCCCAUGCCCUGGCCUGGCACCUGGAGGAGGCCUUUAGGCAGGACUCAGCAGCCUGGGCCCUGGACAGGUGCCUGGCCUGGGAUGUCCUGGAGAAGAGUCUCCCUAACUUCCUGGAGGAGGUGGUGGACUGUCCCUGUACCCUGGCCCAGGCCCGUGCUGACACCGGCAGGUUCCAUACUGACUACGGCUGUGACAUGGAGAAGGGGAGUGUAUGUACCUACCACCCUGGAUCUGUGCACUGUGUCCGAGCCGUACAGGCAAGCCCUGUGUACAGAGCAGGACAGCAGUGUUGCUAUGACAGCACGGGGGCCCAGGUUCUGACCGGGGACUCGAUUGGAGGCAGCACCCCAGAUCGGGCCCACGACUGGGGCUCCCCUCCCUACAGAGACCCCCCUCGGAUCCCCAGCCUUUCCCACUGGAUGUACGACGUCCUGACAUUCUACUACUGCUGUCUGUGGUCUGACCACUGCCAGGUGUACUUCACACACAGACCCUCCAGCGGCUGUAGACACUACACACCACCUACAGCUGGUGCAGUCCUAGGGGACCCACAUUUUCUAACGUUUGAUGAUGUAAGGUACACCUUCAAUGGGAAAGGAGAGUAUUACCUGGUUCUCUCGCCAGACAGAGGGCUCAGUGUUCAGGGCCGGACAGAGCAGGUGAAACUAGAGAACGGUACAUUAUCCAAGGCUACCAGGCUAUCGGCGGUAGCUAUGAGGGAGAGGAGCUCUGAUGUCAUAGAGGUGCGCCAGGCGGAGCAGCAGAACCAGCUGGAGGUGUUGAGGAACCAGCAGGUUCUCUCCUUCACAGAGCAGUCAUGGAUGGACCUACAUGGUGUGUUCCUGUACUCCCCAACACCCCAGAACGUGACCGUCAUGUUCUCCUCUGGCGUGGGGAUGGAGGUACGGGGGCGAGAGGGGGGUGCCAUGGCCCUCACUGUGCUGCUCCCCCCAGACUACACCAACCUCACCCAGGGCCUGCUAGGACAGAUGAACUCUGACCCCUUAGAUGACCUCCUGACCAGCCUGGGAGAUGUCGUCUCCCCUGACAACACCAGUCCUGAGGAAAUCUUCACCUUCGGAGCUAGCUGGAAAACCUCCAACCAGACGUCUCUGUUCACUUACGACAGUAAGUACCUGUUGGACACGUACUACUACGUGAAACACGACCCAGCCUUCGUCCCGGCCUUCUCUGUGUCCCAAGACCCAGCUGACCCUCUGGUGGGGGACAUGCUGAAGAUGUGUUUCGGUGAUGGGGCCCAGUUCUGCAAGUACGACACCCUGAGCACCCGUAGUCUGGCUGUGGGUAACGCCACACUCCUGUCCUUCAGAAGUCACCAGACACUCAUGCAGGACCUGGAGUCUGUGGUGUCCUGUGGGUGGCUGGCCUCUCCGAGGUACGGUGAGAAGAUAGGUACACGCUACCUAGAGGGUUCGACAGUGAGCUUCACCUGUAACAGUGGCUCUGUUCUGUAUGGAUCACCAGAACGUACCUGUCUACCCAGUGGAGAGUGGACUGGAGAGGACGUGUCCUGUAUCUCUGAUAAUGUCCUAGGAGUGGUGCUGGGUUCUGUGUUUUCCAUAGCUACUCUGAUAACCAUGGGGGUGAUGAUCAAUCUACACUUCAGGAAUCAGAAAAGGUGUGUUCACUGUUUC
Oncorhynchus keta (chum salmon) is the source of this 3274-nucleotide messenger RNA. RefSeq names its product sushi domain-containing protein 2-like. The transcript has 14 exons. NCBI's taxonomy places the organism in Eukaryota, Metazoa, Chordata, Actinopteri, Salmoniformes, Salmonidae. The record is from RefSeq and is a predicted model, not a curated record. The annotation marks the transcript as partial.